CUAACUUGACUGCGAUUCACUUGUCCUUUCCAUGCAUUCUGGAACACAUCAACUUUCUUACUUCCAUCCAUGUUGGUUCUGCACCAUUGCCAUAGUUUCAUAUCCUUGGUUUACAUAUCCAACUGCUCACGCCGGGCGCCUCCAUCAGCAGCGUGUCUAUUUACCCACCCACAUCCUUCCAAGAUCCAUCAGCGACCCCCACAAUUCCCAACUCGCAAAAUAUCUUGGACUCUAGUCAAGACGAAAUCGAAUACUUUAGCAGUCGUGCCUAGCUUCCUGGAGCAACGGUCGUUGUCGCAGAAUGCUGUUGACAUCUAGAAGACUCUCGGAUAGAUUGUCUUCCCUAGCGGUCCUUCUCGCGCCCAAGAUAGAAAAUGUUAUAGUGGAUACAGGGGUCAAGGUGUCUUUUCUUUACGGUGCUACAGAAUUUUGGGACAUUACUUGCUUCUUCUGGAGCAAAUAUUAUGGGACUGGGUGCGAUUUGGACCAAACUCUAAGAUCAGUUCCGACGCAUCAUGUAUCAGCAGAUAAUCUCUCGGACGUCAAAGGUUAUGUUUCUUCAGAUGUAUUUAUCAAGCAUCCAACAGUCGAGGGGAGGAUCGAUGAUGUGUCAGUAACAGCUCCCAUAGAGAGCACCAUUACCGCCGAUCCCUACGUGAACGGGCAUUGCAUAAUGACGAAAAGCGGCUUCCAGAGUUUAGGAAUGAAGUUUGUGGUAGCCAGAUGUAGAAGAAGCGAAUCAGGAGGCUCCUGCUUCCAGCAGGAUCCUCGAGGAGAUGAUUCUUGCGACAUGCAGUGUAUAGCCCAUGCUGCGAGCUGGAAAGAGAACUGUCAAGAUACGAAAAGGUGGAGGGCAGCACCGGAGCAGGCAUUAAUGUGCCUUUGCUUACGAACUGGACUACGGAUGACGUUGAGAGCUGGCUCAAUGCUCAUGGCCUACGCUGCUGCUGUGAACGCCACCAACGUGGUUGAUACUUUUUUGCUCAAGGCUUUGACAGGUGGGUCGAGGGCGAAUUAGGGCUUGUGCUCUACUGACCCCAUAUGCCUAGCUUGUCUGCGACAUUCAUUGGAAACCGCAUCCUUGACUCCCCCAGGUCGUCGCUAGAUCGCGAGUCUAGGCAUCAGCAUCGCAGAUCGAACAGAAAGUCUUUUCAAAUCCUUUGAUUGGCCAGCUCGCGAACAGUGUCAUAUUGUCACGAAACGGUCCAAGCAACA
Suillus subaureus is the source of this 1215-nucleotide messenger RNA. RefSeq lists its product as uncharacterized. The coding region runs from base 302 to 1018 and encodes 238 amino acids. The record is from RefSeq and is a predicted model, not a curated record. The transcript has 8 exons. Lineage: Eukaryota; Fungi; Basidiomycota; Agaricomycetes; Boletales; Suillaceae.